This is a messenger RNA of Neolamprologus brichardi, 4712 nucleotides long. It is a transcript of the gene syde1, whose product is annotated as synapse defective Rho GTPase homolog 1. The record is from RefSeq and is a predicted model, not a curated record. Lineage: Eukaryota; Metazoa; Chordata; Actinopteri; Cichliformes; Cichlidae. Gene Ontology annotation, biological process: regulation of Ras protein signal transduction; cell migration; signal transduction. Gene Ontology annotation, cellular component: synaptic membrane. Gene Ontology annotation, molecular function: GTPase activator activity.
CGGAGAGGGGCGAAGGGGGAGUUUGGGAAAGAAUGCGAGGAAUUUAUUUCCUGUUGAACAGCUCUGAGAACGAAGGAGGAGACGAGGAGUUCGAGGAGAAGGAGCUCUAUCUCCUGCUCUCCUGCUGGAUUACUGACUCCACUCUCCUCCCAGCACCUCCCGACUCAGGAGGAGCAGGAGGAGGAGAGGGAGGUGCACGAUGGCUGAGCCCCUGCUGAAGAGGACCUUCUCCAGGCUGAGAGGCAGAGACAGAAGCCGCAGGAAGACCGACCCCAAACUGAGCGAGGCUCCAGUCCGGCCCGACAAUGUCUUCCAGUCCUCUUCCUCACCAUCGUCGCCAACACUUACAGACCCCGACCCCCCAUCGCCUCCUCGAAACCAUAUCACAGUGGCGAAGAAACAGCAGUGGGCGCGUCAGGGCUCUGCAGCUCCACCCACCUUCUUGACCCCAAGCUCCACCAUCACACUCUCAGACCAGGAGAGACCCACAGGGAUAUCUCAGGAGGCAUCUGGGCAGGCCUCGAGCCACAGGCUGGUGCAAGACAAGAUGCAGCAGUGUGCUGACAGGAUGUGCACCAGUCUGGCCUGGGAUAAGACCAGUGCGUCCUGUGUUAGCACAGCAAUGCAGCAGGAAUCCUACUACCCAGCAGGGGACCCCGCUGAAUCUCCCUCCACCUCCGUCAGUGCCAAGCUGUCUGGCCAGCGUGCCUACCUGCAGAGCCUGGAUCGCAGCAGCCGAGCCUGGGUGCUUUCCUCAGGAAAGACUUCAGAUGAAGUGUGCGACCCCCAGGAGGACAGUGGCAGCAACAUCUGGUACAACCCGAUCCCUGAGGAGGAGGACUUAGGAGGUCUACGCCGGGACGAGGAUGUAUGGAAGCGGAGGGCAAAAGAAGAUGAGCCUAGUGCUGGAACAGACGUGGGCGGAGGUUGUAGCAGUGCCAGUCCACUGGAGGACUUUCAGUGCUCCAGCCUCCCCAAUCCAAGUGUCAGUCACCAUAUCGAUGACAUCCAAGCAGAAAAUACAGACUCUCCUCCAGACUCUAGUCCCGCCUCCCAAAAGAAAGGGGGUGUGUCAGGAAGUAUGAUUGACAGGUUGAGGUCUCCUGGUACGGUAAGAAAACUCUCUCUAAAGAUGAAGAAACUUCCCGAGCUGCGCCGGAAACUCAGCCUCCGCUCAUCUUCUCGGGCCCAGCGGCAAACAAAUGACAACAGAGGAUGCGGAGAGGAGUCGGCUGGUAAGAGCACGGCAUCGUUAUUGGCGCUCUCCAACCAGAACGUGAUCAGCAAGUAUCAUCUGGACAGCUCCACCUCUCCAGCCCGACCACAGCGACGGUCAUCAAGAGGAUGUUCAGCCAGUAAAGGAGGGUAUCUCAGUGACGGGGACUCCCCUGAACUACUGCCACGACAGCAGCCCUCUCAACACGUGAUCACCCAGGAUGGGCCCUGUGACGUCAGCUCGUUCCAGCUGUACGUGGGCUCCGACCCGCCGAGAUGCAGCCAACGGGUGACGGGUUUAUUGACAGUCCACUUGCUGGGGCUGGAGGAGAUGAAGACCAGCAGGUCAGAGGGCAGUAAGGAAGUCUUCCUGGUGAUACAGAUCGAUGGGGUGACGAGAGCGCGGACUGCCCUCCUGAUGCUGCGAGGCUCGGCCCUCUCCUUAAACCACACUUUCCACCUGGAGCUAGAGCGAGCCAGGCAGCUCCGCAUAGUGGUAUUAACACCAGUCUGUGCACCCAAAACAACAUCUGAGCAGAGUCCCAACUCAGGUGGUCCAACUAGAAACCGGGUGUGCGGUCUGGGUGGGGUCUCCAUCCCCCCUCUCUUCAAAGGGAGUCGCUGUCAGCAGCUCUGUGUGAAGCUGGAGCCCAGAGGACUUCUCUAUAUCAAACUGUCUCUGCAGGAGAAAUGGGACACGCAGCCCAACGGCGACGCAUCCACCCCGUCCUCUGUGUUUGGGGUUGAGCUCCACCACCUGGUGGAGAAAGAGGGCUCUGCAACUCCCGUCCCCCUGCUGAUCCAGAAAACAGUGGCAGAGAUCGAACGACGGGGACUGAAGGUGGUAGGUCUUUACAGGCUCUGUGGCUCUGCUGCGGUGAAGAAGGAGCUCAGGGAUUGGUUCGAGAGGAACAGCUCAGCAGUUUGUCUGUCUGAGGACCUCUACCCUGACAUCAACGUAAUCACAGGGAUUCUAAAGGACUACCUGCGGGAGCUGCCAUCCCCCCUCAUCACUAGGACUCUGUACCAGGUGGUCCGGGAGGCCAUGACCCUACGACCCCCACCUGUCCAACCUGCAACACCUGAUCCCCAACUGUCCCAAAGGACCGUGGAGCUGCUGUCCUGUCUGCCACCUCCAGAAAGGGCCACUCUGCUGCUCCUGCUCGACCACCUCAGCCUCGUAGCAUCUUUCAGUGCCGCCAACAGGAUGACUCAUCAGAACCUCGCCGUGUGCUUCGGGCCUGUGCUCCUCACACCAACCCAAGAUGCGUGGAAGGGGGGAGGAGGGAAGUCGGGAAGAGGAUCAACGAAGGGUUUCUAUCAUGGCGAGGAGAUGGCGAGCGCCGUGGACUUCAAACGGCACAUCGAAGCGCUGCACUACCUGCUGCAACUGUGGCCAGUGCCGACUCAUCGAGCACCAGCCGACGCCUCACCUCCUCCCUCCUCCACCCCUCACCAGAAUCCCUUGGUGCAGCAGCAGCAGCAGCGGCAUCCGGCGUUGCGCCUGGCUCUACCACAGAGCCCUGAAGAGGAGGUGGUGGUGUCACGGCGAGGGCGUGGCGGUGUGGCCCGGCUGGAGAGUCCACCGCCAAUCAACAGGUACGCGGGAGACUGGAGCGUUUGCGGACAAGAGUUUCUUACCGGGCAGGAUGCCGAUUACGAUGAGGUGGCAGGAAGUGAGAGCGAUGCAGGGAGUGAUGAUGAAGACGAGGAGGAGAAGAAGAGGGCGUGGCCAACAGGAGGGGGCGGAGCUCUGUACAUGGAUGACUUCCUGGACUUUGACGCUCCGUUUAACUGUCGGCUCAGCCUGAAGGACUUUGACGCGCUGAUCCACGACCUGGACCGCGAGCUCGCCAAACAGAUCUGUCUGUAGAGAAGGAGGAGGAGGAGGAGCAGGAGGAGGAGGAAGAUCUGACCUCAUUAAAUUUCAGAUCAGCUGAGUUUUAACGUGUUUGUCUCUGAUGGUUUGACUUUGUGCUUAAAUGAAACUACAAUGAUGUUUGUGUGGGAAAGCAGAUCAGCUGUUAGCUUGACCUCUGACCUUUUACUCCACAGCUGUUUUCAGCACUGAGAGCAGAAUAACUUUUCAUAGCAACAGGGAUGAACAUUAAUAAUCGCUCAAAGUUCAAAGUUCAUCAAAGAAACUUUUUAUAACUUUUUCAGUGAAUUAUAAUUAAUGUUGAAUUAUUUAAUGUAAUGAAAAAACACCUGAUGUGUUUAUUUUCAGACUUUUAAAAAAGAGAGAAGAGUCGUUUUACUCUGCAACACAUUUCAAAAGCAAACAUUAAAAAUAAUGAAAACAUUUCUUGUAAUAAUAAAAAAUAAAUAAUUAGCAUGAAGAGAAAAACCUGAACUAAUCUCGGUGCUGGUGAAACACGAGUUUUGUAUUUUGUACUUAAAGAAGAAUAUUCAAGUUAAAAUAAAUGAAACAAAUAGUUAUCUGAAAAAAAUGGGAAAUGUUCUCAUGACCAUGACUUUAAAGUCUUUUUCAUUGUGAGAGUUUUUAUAUUGAUUAACUAUAAAGUUAAAAAAGGAAACAAUUAAAUGUGUGACCUUUAAAUCAUCUAAACUCACACAACCCUCCAUCAUCCCAUCAUCAAAGCACCAAUGUUCUCAUUCCUCAAAUGAUAGAAAAUAAUCUUUAAAUACGGGGAAACUAUAAUCUGAAAAAGGUGAAGUCUGAAGGUGAGGCUCCGUCGCUCUUUAAACUGAUUAAAUCAGCUGCUCAGGACGUCCUGAAGGAGGCGCUGUGCCCAGAACCAAACAGGAAUUUAUUCCUUUUUUGAACCAAACAGGAAUUUAUUCUCAAAGCGUGCACGGUGACGGUCUCAGGGUGAGUCUAACGUUGAAACCAAAGUAUGUGCCUCAGAGCCUGUGAGCUAACACUAGCUCACAAAGUCCAGUAAUCAGUGACAUCACCAAACGAGCAGCUCUCGACUGUCUGCACGAGGCUUCACAGGUGGGCGGCAGCAGAGCGCCAGGUCAGGUUAGACAGCACGCAUGCUGAGGUUAUUAAUAACAACUGCUCUCUGAGGUUGUGGAGCUCCGAGUUCAGGCCCCAAACUGUCAACAAACUUUGGACCUGCAGCUUCAGUGUGAAGAAUGGGUUCUCUGAGGCGUGGAGGAGGUGCAGGAAGCUCCUUCCACAGCAGCGAGCACCGGAUAUCUGAGUAUCAGGACUUCGGGGGAUCUGGUGUUGUUUGCACUGUUGAAGCCAUAAUUUCUGUGUUGAUGGUACAGAGUUUCUCACUGUGAGUUUGUGAAGUUUGAAGCUCUUUUCUCCUUGUUGUUGCUGACAGUAUUAUUAUUGUUAUUAUUAUUGUUGUUGUUGUUGUUACUCUGUUUUGCACAUCUUCAAUAAGCACUUGUGUUUUUUACAAUGAAGACGACGUUUGUCUGCAGAUGAAGCAAAGUGAUGAAGCACAGUUCCUGUUGGAACAGAACACAGUCUGUAUGUCUUAUUACCCCAAACAGCUAUUAAACACCUUAUUAACGAA